UAAAUGAUAUAUUACUGUUUGUUCAAAUCGUCUUAUCAUUUUCAUUCAUUUUUAAUUGUUUGUAAUGAAAAUAAGUUUAAAAACCCAAUAAAUGUUCUUUGCCGCUACGGAGUUUUGUAUUCUUGUAUUAUUAUAUACAUAUAUGUAGAAAUAGAAAGAUAGAACGAAUACAAUAAAUUUUGACGUUGAAAAUCGGUAUGACAAUCUGAUUGAAAGUGCCGAGUGUCAUUACAAGUUAAUAACGUAAUAAUGGGUACCGUUUAUGCAAAGGAGUUUAGUAAGCCCAGAGAUUUUGGCACACCAUCUAGUGAUAACACAUCACAGAACAGAUCCAAUUAUCCAAGAGAUUAUGAACAUUCAGCAUAUUUCAAUAAAGAGCAAGAAGCUUUAUCAAGGAAACCAACAGCGCCAGAAACAAAAACCAUAAACUUACAAGAAGUAAAGGCAAGGGUAGAUAAGAUACACGUGGAUGGUUUAAUCCGUACAAAAGAUGAUAUUAUCAAAGCACAAGUCAGUGAGUUGUUUAAAGCACAAGAUUUCCAAGAUGUUCUCGCACGAGCACUUAAAGUGCGUGAAAGAUUGGAAUCCUUGGGAUGCUUUAAAAACAUAGGUGUAUACAUUGAUACAAGCAAUGGUCCUGACGCAACUCCCGAAGGUGUAGAAGUCACAUUCACUGUGCGUGAACUGAAACGUAUAAUGGGAGGCAUCAACACAAUGGUAGGAAACAAUGAAGGUGCUCUUAUAAUUGGAGCUAGAGCACCAAAUAUUUUUGGACGUGGUGAACGAUUACAAUUCGAAUAUUCAUACGGGAAUAAAAAAUCUACUAACGUCAAUAUCUCAGCAGUCAAACCAUUUGUAAAUGGUUCGCUUCACAAAGUAUUAACUACAAGUGUGUUCAGCACUGUAAGCGAUUUGCCAUGGUCCGGUUACAAGCAAUCUGAAAAUGGAUUUCUACUGGACAUGGCUAUAUCACCAGGCGCAACAGGCACGUUAAAACAUAACUUCCAAUACGAAGCAAACUAUCGAGAGGUCACAGCAGGGAAGCAAGUAUCAUUCCGCGUUCGCGAACAGUGUGGUCCAAGCCUAAAAUCUGCCUUAAGACACAUUUGUUCAAUUGACAAGCGAGAUGGAAUAAUAUUUCCAACCGUUGGUUCCCUUGUACGAAUCACGACCGAGGUAGCGGGCCUAGGUGGUAAUAUUGGAUUUGUCAAAAACGAGUUUCUCAUGCAAAACAACUGGACACCUCAUGAAUACUUUACUUUCCAGUUAGGUAUGCAAGCAGGAAUGUUAAGAGGUAUUAGCAAUGAUAUGCAAAUAAGCAUUGUUGACAAUUUCUUCCUCGGAGGACCUCUUAAUCUCAGAGGUUUUGAUAUGCGAGGCUGCGGUCCUCGACAUGACGGCAAUUCUAUUGGAGGAGAUGUUUACUGGGCACUGGCACUUCAUCUUUAUACUCCAUUGCCAUUCAGACCAGGGCGUAACAGCUUUGGUGACCUCUUUAGAUUGCAUGGAUUUAUUAAUGGUGGCAACUUAUCCAAUUUCACAUUCAAAUUCGACAACGAUUUCAAGGAAAAUUUAAAGAUCUUCUCAGAAAACGUGAGAUGUGCCGCUGGCGGCGGUAUUGCUAUGAAACUCGGUAAUGUUGCACGAGUGGAAUUAAAUUUGAUCAUGCCAUUAUAUUUUAUCAGGAGCGAUUUACUUCAACAAUUUCAAUUCGGCAUUGGUUUAGAAUAUUUGUAGAUAUGCAUCUAUUACAUCGUGCCUUCUUCUACCAUUGAAAAUAGUAACUAUAAUUAUGCAAUAAUUCACUUUCGAAUUAUUACAGGUAGCAUGUAACAGGAGAUACGAAUCAAAAUGUUACUUAAAUACUCCUGCCAAAUCUUUGUUCUGUUGCCGACAUAUGUCUGUAUAGUAUUUAAAUAAAAAAAAUCUUUAAUUAUU
This is a messenger RNA of Cephus cinctus (wheat stem sawfly), 1938 nucleotides long. Its product is annotated as sorting and assembly machinery component 50 homolog. Gene Ontology annotation, biological process: mitochondrial respiratory chain complex assembly; protein insertion into mitochondrial outer membrane. The transcript is spliced from 9 exons. Bases 250 to 1737 code for a protein of 495 amino acids. Gene Ontology annotation, cellular component: outer membrane; SAM complex. The record is from RefSeq and is a predicted model, not a curated record. Lineage: Eukaryota; Metazoa; Arthropoda; Insecta; Hymenoptera; Cephidae.